Myzus persicae (green peach aphid) is the source of this 5383-nucleotide messenger RNA. RefSeq lists its product as uncharacterized. The record is from RefSeq and is a predicted model, not a curated record. The transcript is spliced from 5 exons. Bases 123 to 4949 code for a protein of 1608 amino acids. NCBI's taxonomy places the organism in Eukaryota, Metazoa, Arthropoda, Insecta, Hemiptera, Aphididae.
AAAAAAAAAAUCCACACUUCAGACAUUCGGGCGUUUGUCAUUCGAUGUUCAAAAUUGUCGUAGAGGAAUCCAUGUGAUGUUGAUAUAAUUUUUUUUGAGUUGCUUAAAUUAAUUUUGCCAUUAUGUCUGCUUCGCGUUUUUUGUGCGUAUUCUUGAUUUGUAUAGCAGUAUCCCACGGUUAUCAUUCUAAUAUUGAUUUCAAAUCAAAGAAUGGUACAAUAUUAACUAAAAGUACAAAUGAUAUUGAUACAUCUUUAACAAUCUUCAAUACAGAAUUUUUUGACAAGGAAAAAAAAAUAGUUGCGCAUAAAAAUGUAAUGACCAAAGAGUGUGUAUUAACACUAGUGGAUUAUCAAGCCAACAUUAUACAUUUUAAAAACAAUUAUGACCAAAAUAUGGAAUUAACUGAAGAUGAAAUGGUUGAAAUUAUUGGAGAAAAUUUAAGAAACUUUUGCAAAGAUAAAAUCAUUAUUUUAAAUAACUUUGACAAUAAACGUUUUAGUAGAUCUAAACGAUCAACAGAUAAGAAACGAUACCAAGGUCAAACCCAAACUCAAUUUGUUAGUUUUGGUUCAAAAACUUCUAAUCAAGAAGCAAAAAAUGGAUUAGCCGAAGCUUUGUCACAACCUGAUUUAUCGAGGGCAACUGUCAGUGGUUUGAACGGUAUGGGACAAGCUCAAAGUCAGUCAAGCUUUAGUGAUUGUGAUGAUUGUUCUGGACAGGAUUAUAGAGCGCAUUCAACACACGUGGACAAUUCUCAUACAGGGCAUUUUCCAUCACUUCGACCCAUAAGUUCUGUUCCUCAAAAUCAAAAUUCAAGACCAUAUAGUGAAUCAAAUACAAAUAGACAGUCACCAGGCUCACAAAAUGAAGAAAGUCAAAGAGGACAUUCUAUCAAUGAUCAAUACCCAGAUACAUACCCAGGUUCAGGAAUAAACAAUUUAUUGCCAGCUAAUCAAGUUCAUGGAUAUGGUGUCAGGCCAUCUGUCAAUGGUCAGUAUCCAGGAUCGGGAACAAACAACAAAUUACCAGGUAACCAAGAUCAAGGAUAUGGCGUCAGCCCUUCUAUCGUUGGUCAAAAUCCAGGUUCAGGAACAAACAAUAAAAUACCGGGUAACCAAGAUCAAGGAUAUGGUACAAAUCCGUCUAUUGAUGGUCAAUAUCCAGGUUCAGGAAUAAACAAUAAAUUACCAGGAAAUCAAGAUCAAGGAUACGGUAUCAGGCCAUCUAUCGAUGGUCAAUACCAGGGAUCAAGAACAAACAAUAAAAUACCGGGUAAUCAAGAUCAAGGAUAUGGUAUCACUCCGUCUAUAGAUGGUCAAUACCAGGGAUCAAGAACAAACAACAAAGUACCAGGUAACCAAGAUCAAGGAUAUGGUAUCAGCCCGUCUAUCGUCGGGCAAUAUCCGGAUACAGGAACAAACAAUAAUUUAUCGGGAAAUCAAGAGCGUGGAUAUGGUAACGUACCUUCUCUUUAUGGUCAAUAUCCAGGUAAAAAUGAAGGUUCAGGAUCAAAUAAUAAUACAGAACUAGGUAAAAUAGACUCAGGUCAUACACAUAGUUCUGCGAGCGAUCAGAAUCGGAACUUAGUAAAUGCAAAUUCACCAGAAUCCAAAAAAGUUGUUAACAAUAAUGUUGUUAACCCAAACACGUAUUCUAUUAAUCCUAGUCCAUUUAAUCCCAGUAGUUGGAGCUAUCCAAAUAAAAUCACUAAUAAUAAUCCUAAUGUAGAUCAGCAAAUUUAUCUUGAUGGGUCAGGCUUUCCUAAUGUUCCUCCGGGCCCAGGUCAUGAAAUACUGACUCCACAUUAUAUACCUAAUUCCGAAUGGAUAAGUCCUAGUUACAACCCACAAGUACCAACAACGACUUCAAUAGAACAUCAAAAUAAACCAUCUAAUUAUCCAUCUAAUCUUAUACCUAACUAUCAACAAAAUUUUCCAAAUGUUUUAGGUCAAUUAACACCAAAUAAGCCUAUUUCAAGUGAUAGAAACUCACAAAACGAGCAAAAGAUUAAAAAUGAUGCUGCUGGAACUAUACUAACUGGAUAUCCGUUGUCUUCAAAUAUACACGGUGGCCAAGAUUAUACCCAAUUAAAUUUACCUUCAUUAUGCAAUUUCUUGUACCAGACGUGUCUUAAUGCAUUAUCGAAUAAUAAAAGAUUAAAUGAAUUUCAAAUAACUAGUUCACAAAAUAACGAAAAAAAUCCAAAUGAAGUAAAACAAGCUGAUAUUACUCAACAGCAAGGUUACCCUUUAUAUGGAGGACAAAAUAAUCAAAAUCAAAUACAACCUAGUUCUAGUCAGCCUCUAUAUACAAUUGGAUCUGGCGGGACGGGUGUCCAGCAACCUGGAUACGUUCAAUCGGGUGGAAAUUUAAAUCAAAUGCAACCUAAUUAUGGCCAACCUCAAGGCACAUCAGACUUUGGAGGAUCUGGUAUUCAGCAAUCCGGAUACGUUCCACCUGGUGGGAAUGUUAAUCAAAUUCAACCAAAUUAUGGCCAACCUCAAAAUACAUUAGGCUUUGGAGGACCUGGAUACAAUCCAUCGGGAGGAAAUAUAAAUCAAAUUCAACCUAGUUACGGUCAGCCUCAAGGAACAUUAGGAUCUAGCAGUACUGGUACCCAUCAACCUGGAUACGUUCAGUCGCUUGGAAAUGUGAAUCAAAUGCAACCUAAUUUUGGCCAACCCCAAGGUGCAUUCGGCACUGGAGGAUCUGUUUUUCAGCCACCUGGAUACACUCCAUUGGCUGGAAAUAUUAAUCAAAUGCAACCUAAUUAUGGCCGACCUCAAGGCCCAUUAGACCUUGGAGGAUCUGGUUUUCAGCAGCCCGGAUACGUUCCGUCUGGUGGAAAUGUCAAUCAAAUGCAACCUAACUAUGGCAAAUCUCAAGGUACAUUAGGAUCUGCCGGGGCUGGUGUCCAGCAACCUGGAUACGCUCCAUCAGGUGGAAAUGCAAAUCAAAUUCAACCUACUUAUGGUAAGCCUCAAGGAACAUUAGGAUCUGGAGAGUCUGGGUUUCAGCAACCUGGAUACAAUCCAUCGAGUGGAAAUAUAAAUCAAAUGCAACCUAGUUAUGGCCAGCCUCAAGGUAUAUUAGGAUCUGGAGAGUCUGGUUUUCGGCAACCUGGAUACAAUCCAUCGGAUGGAAAUAUAAAUCAAAUGCAACCUAGUUAUGGCCAGCCUCAAGGUACAUUAGGCUCUAGGGAGUCCGAUUUUCAGCGACCCGGAUACGUUCCAUCAGGCGGAAAUGUAAAUCAAAUGCAACCUAGUUAUGGCAAACCCCAAGGUACAUUAGGAUCUGGUGAGGCUGGUGUCCAGCAACCUGGAUAUAAUUCAUCAAGAUUACCUCAAAGUUAUCCCGAAUCGUAUGGUGAUAACAGUUUUAGAGGUCCAUCUCUUAGGCCAGGAUCAGAAAUGGAAAAUAUUAAUCCAUCACCAAAUCCGAUAAUCGGUGGUCAAUUUGGAACAGAUAUAUCAUCUGGAGGUUCUGUGACUCCUAUUGACACUGAAGGAGGAGACGCGCAAUCCAUGACUAAUGUAGAUGUUGAUGGGCACGAAACUAGAGCGUCGGCUUCAGCUCAAGGAAAGUCCAAAACAGGUAUGAGUCAGACACAAGUAUCUGGAUCAUAUUUAGGAACAGGAACGUUUUCUGCUCAAGCUCAAACAAGCGAUAGCGAUAAAGGAGCUCAAAGCCAAAUUGUAAGUAAUACAAAUGGUACAACAAGUUCAGCUCAAGGAAAAGGAGGAAAGGGACAAGCACAAUCCCAAGUUCUUUAUAAUGCAGAUAAUGGCAUUGCUUUAGGCGAAGCACAAAGCUCAGGAAUUAAUUAUGGGACAAACACUCAAUUGCAAGCUGGUAUAAAAGGAGGAGUGGCAGAUGCACAAUCAACUGGACCAGGAAGUACUUCUAGUCAGGCUCAAAUAGGUUUCUUACCUCAUGAGUCUAACAACAGCACUAAUCAAAAGUCAUUAUUCAAAGGUGGCGGUGCAACUUCAGCUCAAGCUGGAUCAUAUAGUGGUCAAUCGCAAAGUCAAUUGUUUGGGUCAUAUAAGCAUGGAAUUUCAUACAACGGUGCUGCUCAAGCAAGUACUGGUAAAAAACUUCAAAACUUACCAAAAUUAAAUUUGGCUGAUGCCAAGUUAAAAAUUGGACAACUGGAAGGAUCUAAUAUUGAAAUUAAAAAUCAAACUGAUGCACUCCAGAACUUAAAGUCUGUUCCAAAUCUAAUACAAUCUCAAAAUAAGUCAGAAAUUUCUAACGUUGAUUACCAAAAGCAACAAAAUAUCUCUUCAACGCAGACACCAUCUAUUUUACCACAAGAAUCGUCUAAGAAUGUUGAUGUUUAUCCUGAAUAUGAAGAUAAUGAUGAGUAUGAUGAAGAUAGUGAUGAAAUCGUAAAUACAAAAUCAGUAGAAACAAAAAAAGAAACAAUCCCAAAGCAAGAGCAAAAUAUUAUUUUAAAAUUAGAUGACAAACAUGAUGCCCAAAUUACUCGUGAUUCUGAUAGUCAGCUGAAAUCUGGACAAGUGUUAGAUGCUGGUCAAGUUAUACCAGGGACUAAUGGAACUAAAAUACCAAAUGGAUUUAGAGGAAUAGUAGCUUCGGUAGCAGGAGACCACACCGAAGCUAAGGCAAUUCCGGGAGGUCAAGCUCAAACCCAAACUGUAUUCUUAACACCCGGAAUAGGUAGUUUAACGGUGGUAGACAAAACAAAAUUAAGAGCACAGUUAAAUAAAGAAUCAUAUGUUAGCCCAACUAAUAAGUUCCAAACUGAAAUUAAUGGAGGAAUAGGCAAAUAUAAACCAUACGAAAAGAAUGUCCAGUAUUUUACUAAGUCAUCAACUUGUGGUUACUUUUCAUUUUCAUGUAACUAUGUAAAUGGAAAAGAUGGGGCUAAAAUAUGCAAACCAAAUCCACCACCUUUCCCAUGCCAGGGAACUAAAAAUUAAUGAUUAUAACAAACAGUAUAAUAUUUAUUUUUUUAAACAAUUAUUUAUAUUUUAGAUAAGUUAAUUUAGUACAAAAUUGUAUACUUAUUAAACCUAACUUUGUACUAUGGAAUUAAGUAGUUCUAUUAAAGUAACAUUUAAUAUCUUAUAUGCUAUUUAACUAUUAUUUGUUUCCCACGUGAUUAUUGUUAUAUAAAAGAAAACUCACAAAUACUAAAUGUAUAACUACAUAAUAAGACAAUAAAAAAAUGGAAAAUGAAAAUAUCUAAUGUGUUUGAAGAAUACAAAACAAGUAUAAAAUAUAAGUUAUAAAAUAAAAUAUUAAAUAUAGAUUUAGUGAAUGUGUUUUGAUUUUAUGGCAAGAUCAUAAAAAAGGUAUUUUCUAUAAGUGUAUAAUAUAUAUACAAAAAAAAAAAUUAUAAUAUUAAAUAUUU